CCACUAGUAGUAAAAUAAAAAUAAAAUAAAAACAAGAGAGAGGAAAAAAAAAUACUCGUAGGAAGCAGCAGCCUAUAGAUACAGAAAUAGAUAUAUAGAGAGAGAAAGAUAAAACUUUGAGAGCUAAAAAAAAUGGGCCAGAUCGUGAGAAGAAAGAGGAAAGGAAAACAUAGUAACAAAACAGAUCGAGCUCACUCGCCGGCGGCGCCGGUUGACCGACGGAGCAGUGGCCGGCGGCGCCGGAACGUUAGGUAUAACUUUGACAUAAAUGAUUAUGUUGAUGAUGAUGAGUUUUAUAAUGAUGAAGAUGUUGAUAUUGGAAGGAGACAGAAAAAGAAAAUCAAAUUAUUGCUUAGUGAUGACGUCGACGAUGACGUGUCACGUCGGCGCGUGUAUCACGCGCCGCCGGUUUUAGCUCGGUCGUCUUCCGAGGACGAAAAUGAUUCCGAUGACGACGACGGCGAUGAGUAUGACCGUAUUUUUAAGAAGAAAAGAAAAGUAGUUGAUGAUGAUUUUGGGAUUGAAAAGAUAAGGGAAGGUAAUGUGGAUGAAGAUGAUGAGGAAGAAGAAGAAGAAGUGGAAGGGUCGGAUUACGAUCGAGGGAAGGAGUCAGAUUUGCGGGAUAAAAACACUCUAGAGGUGAUUCUUGACAAACUUCAAAAAAAAGAUAUUUAUGGGGUUUAUGCUGCCCCAGUUGAUCCGGAUGAGCUUCCUGAUUAUUAUGAUGUGAUCAAGCAUCCCAUGGACUUUGCCACGGUGAGGAAAAAGCUUGCGAAGGGAUUGUAUCUAACGUUGAAAGAGUUUGAGAGUGACGUGCUUCUGAUUUGCACAAAUGCAAUGCAAUACAAUGCGCCGGAUACAAUUUACUAUAAACAGGCAAGCUCUAUUCAAGAGCAGGCGAAACUGAGAUUCCAGAGGCUAAGGAGUAAUGUUGAUCGAUCAGAGAUAGAACCCAGAUUAGAGCAGAAAACAUUACCAAGUUUCUCACUACCUAAGAAACAAUUGAAAAAGUCAGUGGCCCUGAAUGCAGAGGAUCCUGUUAGCUCGGGAUACUUACCCAUUGGUAGAAGAGAAGUCCCAAAUGGUUUGUCUGCCAAGAACCGUGCUGGCUCUGGAUCCUUGUCUGGUUCCAUGGACAGAACAGGAGAAGCCCCAAAUGGCUCAUCUGCCAAGAAUCAUGUUGGCUCUGAAACAUUCUCCGGUUCCGUGGGCAAAACAGGAGAAGCCCUAAAUGGCUCAUCUGCCAAGAAGCAUGUUGGCUCUGAAACCUUCUCUAGUUCCAUUGGUAGUAAAGGAGAAGUCCCCAGAAGUUCAUCUGCCAAGGACCUUGUUGCCUCUGAAACCUUUUCUGGUUCCAUUGGUAGAACAGGAGAAGUCCCCAAAAAUUCAUCUGCCAAGGACCCUGUUGGCUCCGAAACCCUCUUUGGUUCCGUUGGUAGAACAGGAGAAGUCUCGAAAGGUUUAUCUGCCAAUAACCGUGUGGGCUCUGAAACCCUAUCUGGUUCCAUUUUUAGGGCAAGAGAAUUACCUAGCGGUUCAUCUGCCCAGACUCUCCUAAGGACAAAUAGUGGUGAGGUGCCGGUUGCCGGAAACUCUUCUUUGGCCGAUAACAAUCCGGAUAAAGAUCAAGAACCACAAUCAGGAAAAGGCCUUGCAUCUAAACUUGGAAGGAAACCAUCUGUACCUGAUGAAAAUCGACGUGCAACAUACAACACAUCACUUGAACCAGAAACUGAUUCAGACUCUGUAUUGUUAACCUUCGAGGGUGAAAGCAAGCAGUUCAUUCCUGUGGGGCUUCAUGCAGAGCAUUCCUAUGCUAGAAGUUUGGCUCGUUUUGCUGCAACUCUCGGAUCCGUUGCUUGGAAAGUUGCUUCUCAGUCAAUAGAGCAAGCAUUGCCCAAAGAUGUCAAAUUUGGCCGUGGAUGGGUAGGAGAAUAUGAACCACUCUCGACUCCUGUCCUAACGCCUGAAAAUUGCAUCUUGAAAGAACCCAAUUUUCACUCACAUUCCAAGAUUGCUUCGGAUAUUAGAGAAGACAGAAGAACUCCUAAAGGCCUUGUGGAUGGUACGCCCCAUUCACAUAAAUUGCCAUUAUUUGUUAACCCGAUCACUGCUAAGCAAGAGUCUCCUAGGGUAGCCAAUAAAGAUCAUAGCCCUAGCCUGAGCCCGAGCCCGAAACCUUUCUUUUCUUCUUUGCAAGCGAAUCCUGCAUUUUCUAGUUCAAAUUUUCUGCAUCAGAGAUCACCUUCAAGGAACUACACAACACCGGAAAAGGGGGGCUCACCACAAGUUGAACUCAAUCAUCCACCUCCUAUGCAUUUAAGUGCUUCUGAUUUUGUUGCAAAAGGACCGGUUUCUAAUGCUUCUGGUAUCCCAUCUCCCAGACAGUCAAAACCAGUUAAAAACGAAAUCCUUGCGCCCUUGCCAUCUUUUAAGCACCCCAACAGUAACAUUAAAGGAAAUCCGGCACCAUUUGGUCUGGAUUGUAAUAGAACGAUUCCUACGGACAGUGUGACCCGUCAACAGGAACCACAGGCCCUUAGCGACCCGGUUCAAUUGAUGAAAAUGCUAGCUCAGAAAGGUCAUCACCAGCAGACCAACUCAAAUGGUUUUGGUUUUAACCUGAGAAGACAGGAGUCAAACAAUGCUGCUUCAUCUACUCCACACUCCCAUUCAAACAGUUCCCAAAUUGGCUCUAAGAGAGACGAUUCAAGCAAUGUUGCCUUUACCGCUGCUCAGGCAUGGAUGUCAUUAGGAGCGACAGGGUUUCUGAAACCACCAUCGGCAGAAAACAUGAACCCCCACAAACAACCGGUAUCAUCACCUGAUUCUUUAUAUAGCUCGAGCCGUGAUCACCACCAACCUCAAGUCUCACGGUUUCGUGGUGAGCUCAACACUUGCCAACAACCAGUCUAUGGCUUUGUCCCACAACCUGUUAGAAUGCUCAAUGAUGGUCAACCCCAAAACAGAAAUGUCGGUUUUCCUCAAGUGGUAACCACAGAUCUUUCAAGAUUUCAGGUACCAUCUAGUUGGAGAGGUGUUAACCCUCACAUGCAGAUACAAUCAAGGCCAAAGCAACAAGAAUCGCGCCCGCCUGAUCUAAAUAUCGGGUACCAGUCAAUGGGGUCUCCUGUGAGACAAUCCACUGGUAUGAUGGUUGAUUCUCAGCAACCUGAUUUAGCUUUGCAACUCUAAAACCUACAAAACGAACCAAGAGAGAGUUGAAGCCUUUAGGUAUAUUAUGCCUUUGAUUUUUUGGCUUUAGGAUUCCGGUUUCUGCUGUUAAAAUGUAAUCACCUUUGUAGAAAGAAAGAAUAUAUCAAUUUGCUAUUGAAACCGGAUCCCAUCACAGUUAUUGAGAAUCAUGUGAGUUGUGUAGUUACAGAUGUAGUGUUGGUUCUUGAAUAGAUGAAGUUUCAUUGUUGUUAUAGCACUUUAUAGAUGUAUGUUGCAUUUGAUUUGUUUAAUUAAUCACUACUACUUUUGGCUAUGAAAAA
Molecule: messenger RNA, 3497 nt
Organism: Erigeron canadensis
Lineage: Eukaryota; Viridiplantae; Streptophyta; Magnoliopsida; Asterales; Asteraceae
Exons: 9
Coding region: 133-3195 (1020 amino acids)
Molecular function (GO): protein binding
Source: RefSeq, a predicted model, not a curated record